Grosmannia clavigera kw1407 is the source of this 1248-nucleotide messenger RNA. Its product is annotated as cytochrome p450 monooxygenase. Gene Ontology annotation, molecular function: oxidoreductase activity, acting on paired donors, with incorporation or reduction of molecular oxygen; monooxygenase activity; heme binding. The transcript has 2 exons. Bases 1 to 1248 code for a protein of 415 amino acids. The record is from RefSeq and is a predicted model, not a curated record. NCBI's taxonomy places the organism in Eukaryota, Fungi, Ascomycota, Sordariomycetes, Ophiostomatales, Ophiostomataceae.
AUGGACAUGGAGAAUAUCCGGAAGUGGGCAGCGACGGUUCCGAACGACGGUCUGCUUCGCUACUACCUGGCCGGGAACCUGGAGCGCGUCCUCGUCAUCGGCCCCCAGGCGCUCGAAGAGGUCUUGGUGUCCAAGGUGUACGCCUUCCCCAAGUCGGAGUCUCUGCGUAUAAAGCUGCAGCGCUUUACGGGAAAUGGCAUCUUACUCGCUGUGGGUGAGGAGCACAAGACUCAGCGCAGAGGGCUACUGCCGAGCUUUGCACAUCGCCAUAUCAAGGACCUCUACCCGACUUUCUGGGCAAAGGCGGUUGAGAUGGCAGACUCCAUAGAGGCCCAGCAGGCACAAUCUGCGGACGCCGACACGGUCACCAUCCAGGUGAGCGACUGGGCCGGCCGCGUCACGCUGGACCUGAUCGGACUCGCCGCCAUGGGACAGGACUUUGGCUCCAUUAGCGAUCCCACAACCGCGUUCCAUCAGGAGCAUAACAAGCUGCGCAUGCGCCCGACCACCGGGAUGCGUCUGCUCAUUCUCUCCGUCAUGCUCACGGUGGGCUACCCGGCUAUCUUUCAUCUGCCCACGCGGUGGAACCAUGAAAACAUGGUCGAUCAGAUGAUCGCCUUGCUCGUCGCCGGCCACGAGACCAUAGCAGCGGCGCUGCAGUGGGCCGUCUACGCGCUUGCAAAACACCCGGAUAUGCAGACGCGUCUGCGCGCUGAGGUGCGCGCCCGUGUGCCCAUGUCUAGCGGUGCUGCUGUCACCACUGCCAUGUGUGCGGACGAGGUCGACGCGCUACCUUAUCUACGUGCCUUUUGCAACGAGGUGUUGCGCUUCUAUCCACCCGUGCCUUCGACUGUUCGCCAGGCCCAGGCUGACACAACACUCGCGGGCAGUUUCAUACCCAAGGGCACCACGCUUCUGAUCUUGCCGGGCGUGACUAACCACGAACCAGAACUCUGGGGGCCGGAUGCCGCCGUCUUCUCUCCCGAGCGCUGGCUCGGCCCCGGACGCUCCAACAACGGUGGCGCCACCGGUCGCUAUGCCAAUCUCACCUUUCUCGCUGGGCCACGCAGCUGUAUUGGUCAGGUAUUUGCCCAGUCGGAACUACUGUGCCUCGUGGCCGUAUUAGUCGGCCGCUUCCAGAUCGAGCUACAGGAUCCAGACCGACCACUAGAGGUUCUUCAGUCUGUGUCAGCGGCGCCCAAGGAUGGCGUAAUGACCCGGCUAAGACGCCUCGAUGGGUGGACGUAG